Beauveria bassiana ARSEF 2860 is the source of this 1692-nucleotide messenger RNA. RefSeq lists its product as uncharacterized. The transcript has a single exon. The coding region runs from base 1 to 1692 and encodes 563 amino acids. The record is from RefSeq and is a predicted model, not a curated record. Gene Ontology annotation, molecular function: rDNA binding; RNA polymerase I general transcription initiation factor activity. Lineage: Eukaryota; Fungi; Ascomycota; Sordariomycetes; Hypocreales; Cordycipitaceae. Gene Ontology annotation, cellular component: RNA polymerase I upstream activating factor complex. Gene Ontology annotation, biological process: nucleolar large rRNA transcription by RNA polymerase I; transcription initiation at RNA polymerase I promoter.
AUGGAGUCGAGUGAUGCAGAUUAUCAAAACGCUUCCUGCAGCGACGACGCGUAUGACUCUGGAUCGGAGUUUAUUAGUGACGCAGAUUCCCCGCGGUCUGUGAUCCUAGGCGAGGAUACGGAAAAUGUACAUCAAGUGAGUGGCGGCUCUGCGAGCGACGAGUCGCAGCGCAAACGCUGUGCGUCGGACCAGCCUUCGCCGCGGGCCUUCAAGCGCCAACGCAGCCAUUUGAACCCCCAAUACCUGGAGCUUCUAAACAGGGACAUUGAAGACGCGGCGCAUAGAGUGUGCCUGGAAGACGUCAUUUCCCUGCCGGACUCUCAGUUGGGGCUCACGUACUGGUCGUCGCUGGAGAAGACGCAGUUUUUCGAAGCAUUGUCGCGCCUGGGCAAGCACGAUCUUCCGGGAAUCGCGCAGCGCAUUGGCACGAAGAGCCUCAUCGAGGUCAAGCACUACUUGCGUGUACUACACGAAGCGGCCAUCGCUCAUCGCUCGCAGAAGAAGCUGUUCAGUUUGGAACCUGCCGAGUAUCCCGCCGCCGUGGAACUGACGCCGCCGUGCUGUCAUGCCCAGGAGGAGGCUGCCGAUGCGGUAUCGAUCAUGCAAGAGGCCAGAGAAAGCCUGCGCGAAAAAGAGAAGUGGCAAGAACAUUGGGACGUUACGCCCCAGAUUGCCGCGAAACUGGAGAAGAGCCAGAAAGAUGCCGGAGCGGCUAACCCAGCUUUUGCGAAGCUGUUUCAUGUCCCACGGUGGCUGAAGCUAGCAGAUCUAAUGUUCAUGAACUCUUCCAUUCCUGGAAGUAACUGGCGCAACAUCGACUCGAGACCACCGUCUAUGUGGGCAACAACGCUGGAUGACUUCCGCUCCCUCGCUCUUUCCAUGACGCGACGCUUAGUGCAGACAACUUUGUUCAUCAGCAUGUCACGGAUUAGAGCAAAAUCAGAGUUGGUGCCUGGUACGAGAAGUAUUGUGCGGAAGAAGGACGUAGAGGCAGCGAUCGCUUCGCUGGGCCUUUCGCACAACGCCAAUGACUGGUGGCGCAAGAGCGCUCGUCGGCUACGACUUGACGUGUACGAGAAUCCUCCAUCUCGAGCCGUCGAAGAGGACGAAGAAGAUGAACCGAUGACAUACGAUGAGGUUGAGGCCGAGUUAGCCGACGAAGAGCCACGCCGUGCCGAAAGCGAAGAUUCUGACGUCGAGAGGGUGAAGUUGGAGCCGCAGCCCCUAGAGGAAGUGGACGAUUCCUCUGCCGACGACGACGACGACGACGACGACUCGGACGACCAAGGAAAGCCUCAGGAUGAGGAGCAACGCGCUGUCAAUCGAGAAAUCAACGAGAUCCUCUGGUACUCGACCGUGGGCAUUCGCGACAUGAAAAGUACGCGUCGCGCGCUCAAGCUGCGCGUCGAGACGGAACGGCGGCAGGAGCGCUACGCCGACACUGUGGAUGAACAUGCAAGCUCUGUUGCCGAAACGGAUAUGUGGGGGCUGCUUCAGAAGGCACCGCUCAUGCAGUGGCCCAAGAUGCCAAACCCUACCAGGCUACAUAUGCAGCGGUCUAAUCUGGACGUGGAGAGCUUGUAUGCGAUAAAUAGAAACUGGGCGGAUGACCUAGACUAUCAGGCAGAGUGGGAGACGCUGCGGAAACCAAUCAAAGCAGUGAGUCGUGAUAGUAAACAUGACUACGAUUGA